Molecule: messenger RNA, 7673 nt
Organism: Metopolophium dirhodum (rose-grain aphid)
Lineage: Eukaryota; Metazoa; Arthropoda; Insecta; Hemiptera; Aphididae
Product: acetylcholine receptor subunit beta-like 2
Exons: 11
Coding region: 90-1688 (532 amino acids)
Biological process (GO): nervous system process; chemical synaptic transmission; regulation of membrane potential
Cellular component (GO): synapse; postsynaptic membrane; neuron projection
Molecular function (GO): acetylcholine-gated monoatomic cation-selective channel activity; transmembrane signaling receptor activity
Source: RefSeq, a predicted model, not a curated record
CGUGAAACGUGAGUGUUGGUCUUCGCUAUCCGUACGAGUCUUGUGCAUUUUCCCAUACGGUGUCCUAGCAGUUCCUUGACGGCGUCAAAAUGAAUAUUUUAUUUAUCCUCCCGUUACUAUUGCCUCUCAGCUAUUGUGAAUUCGCGUUGAACGAUACAAAAUUCGAAGGAAACCCUUACAAAAAACAUCUGUUCGAUGACCUUCUGAGCAACUACAAUCGGCUGAUCAGACCAGUCCAAAACCAUUCGGAGAACUUGACCGUUUGGAUGGGCUUAAAACUCACUCAGCUAACCGAAAUGAAUCUCAAAAGUCAAGUGAUGACAACGAGUGUGUGGUUGAUCCAGAAAUGGUUUGACUGCAAUUUGAAAUGGGAUCCCAAAGACUAUGGUGGCUUAGACAAGUUAUACGUGCCAUCGGAUCAUAUUUGGUUGCCCGACAUAGUUUUGUUCAACAAUGCCGACGGGAACUACGAAGUAACCUUGAUGACAAAAGCUGUGCUCAAGUAUACCGGUGAAGUAUUAUGGUCACCUCCGGCCAUCUACAAAUCAUACUGCGAGAUCAACGUUCUGUACUUUCCGUUUGACGAACAGAACUGUUAUAUGAUGUUCGGUUCGUGGACGUACAACGGAAAUCAGGUAGACUUGAGGCACAUCGACCAAUCGCAGGGUAGAAACCGCGUGGACGUUGGCAUCGAUUUAAGCGAAUUCUAUCUAUCCGUCGAAUGGGAUUUACUCGAAGUCCCUGCGGUCAGGAACGAAGAGUUCUAUUCCUGUUGCUCAGAAUCGUAUACAGACAUAACUUUCAACAUAAAGAUGCGACGCAAGACUUUGUUCUACACUGUUAAUCUGAUCAUUCCGUGCGUCGGACUGACAUUCAUGACGGUGUUGGUGUUCUAUUUGCCGUCAGACUCUGGCGAAAAGGUGACUCUGUGCAGUAACAUUCUAGUGUCGUUGACUGUGUUCUUCUUGCUGCUAGCCGAGAUCAUCCCCCCGACGUCUCUGGCCGUUCCACUCCUCGGCAAGUACUUGUUGUUUACCAUGGUUCUAGUGUCCAUGUCGAUCGGCAUGACCGUGGUCGUGUUAAACAUCCAUUUCCGGUCACCAUCAACCCACACCCUGUCGCCUUGGGUGAGAACCGUGUUUCUGCACAUGAUGCCACAGAUACUGAUGAUGCGCCGGCCGCCGUAUUCGCUGAUGACCAACGACGGAUUCCAAAGCUCACCUGGUUACUUCAACGAACUGGACUACAGUCGAGACAGCAUAAGCGAUAGCGGUGGAACCGAACAGAAACCUCCAUCUUUGACCCAGAGACACUGGUCCUUCAAAAAAAUUCAAUCUGUACAGCCUCACAAUUAUCCGGAGAAUGUAAUGCCAAAGACAAUGUCUCCAGAUCUACUCAAGGCUUUACAAGGGGUCUGUUAUAUUGCUCAACAUAUAAAAGACGCAGACAAAGAUAAAGAGGUGAUCGAGGACUGGAAGUACGUUUCGAUGGUGUUUGACCGGUUCUUCCUGUGGGUGUUCACUCUAGCCUGUAUAGUGGGCACAUGCGCCAUAAUAUUCCAGGCACCAUCGCUGUAUGACCAACGGCAACCCAUUGACUUCCAGCUGUCCAGCAUACCCCGCCGCCGGAGCAACCUGGCACUACCUCAUGAAAUCGACUUUUACGAGCGCACUUACGGUGCCAACUAGAGUAUCUAACAACUAUUAUAUUUUAUAGACAAUAUAUCCGUUGAAAUCCCGCCGCAGGCUCAUUUUAAUAUGUACAUAAUUAAAUAUAUAUAUACUUAUAUACCUACGUAGUCAUGUAGAUAACAAACACGCGUGUUUAUAUAGAUAUACCGAAUAAGCGAUAUAUAGUGAGAGGUGAAACCUCUAAAUAUUGGACACUAUAUCGGUCGCUAAAAUGUUGUCCGCUAAUCAGAGGGUUCAGUUCGUAGAAAGUUUGUACUUGGUUCCCAAGAAAACGCCCGCAAUUCGGAAGUGACCGCUAUUUAGAGGCGAUCGUUAUGUAACAUGAGAUAUGUCCGUCGCUUCUCAAACGCGUCCACUGCUGCAGUGGCGCAACUAUAUAAAAUAACUAAGGGAUGGAAAUAUUUAACCCCCCCCCACGCCAACGAGAAACCGAGACCCCCAAACGGUUUGGACUUUUCGAACCAUCCGUCGUGAUCACGAGAAAUAGAAUAAUAUUAUUGUGGACGGAAUACCACCACAUCUCAUUAUUGAUAUAAAAUAUAAUAUUUUCGCUUAUCUGGAAGGCUACAUAAUAAUAAUAAUAAUAAUAUAUCAUAUCCGUUAUAUUGUGCACACGACGUGUUAUCUAAACGCGUCUGUGCGCGUUUAACGAAACAUAAUAUUAAUGCGUGUGGAAAAAAUGGUACCUAUCUUUAAAUAGUUUUAGCGGCACGAUUAUAUAUUAUUUUGUUUAUUCUUUUCGCAUGUCCGCUGUACGCACGCAAAAUCGUCGCCAAUCAGACACACCGAAAAACCCCGUGUAUGGGGCACACGCGUGCGUACUGUGUGUCUGUGUGUUAUACGUCAAUAUACAAUAUUAUAAUAUAUAAUAUGAGCAACGAGCGGAAUCCGCAGCGUGCUGCAGAGUCUGCGCGUGUUGUGCCUGUAUGGAAGUCGUUUCGUCUUAGACGCAUAGCUAGGUACUGCCGAGACGUAGACCGCGAGGUGAUGUACCUAUGUAUAUAAUAUCUAUCUGUAUAACAGUAUAUGCAUACCGGGCGAACCAUAUUUUAACGCCAGUCGUUCAUUGUUUCCAAUAACGUUUUCGGAGAUAUUUUUUAAUUUUUUCAUAUCACUCGGAGUAUAAUUCGUUGAAAAGCAAAAUUUUUCAAGCAAUUUUUUUUUAUAUCGUUAUCAAUUUUCAAAUAAAUAUUGUUCCUGUUUUUUAGUGACAACAUGUAUUUUUAAUUCCGUAGUCCAAAGCAAAAUAUUUUUUGGAGUACUUAGAGAGGAAUUUGGAAAUCAAAUUUUGGAUGAGUAGCUUAUGAGUUACAAAUAGGUAUUUAAAGUUUUGGUGAGCGGUGUGGAGUGGUAAUUACUACAGACUAUUAUAGUGGUACUCUGGAAAAUGUUGGUCCAUUACUCCGUUCGUCUAUACUUUAAACACUUAUAGGUAUAUGACUAAUAAAAUACUUGUUCGAAAUUUGUUUUCAAUAGAUCGAAAUACUCCAAGAUUAUUCUGCUUCAGACUAUGAAAUUAAAAAUGUAUAUUAUUGUAAUUAUUCAAAAGCGCAGAAAACUUAAAAAAUGAAAACGAUAAAAAUUAGUAAAAUAAUUUAAUAAAUAUGUUGUUUUGUAACAACUUGUAAUGGCGUAAAAUAAAUAUUAACAAAAACGUUAGGGUUUUCUGAAAUUAUAUGAGUGUCUUAAGUUAAAUGAAUCACACCGUAUAUCUAUAAGUUAUAUAACUAAUGUGUUUUAAUUAUCUAAUUGGGAUAUUGCAAUUACGUGGGAAAAUAUAAGUAUAGGUACAACGAAUCCCGAUGAUUUUCUUCGGUGAACGAUGAAUAUUUGUGUAGGUAAUUGUGUAUAAUGACGUCUAUAUUCUUUUUAGGUAUACGACUAUAUACUAUCAAUAAAAAAGCUGAUCGUAUAAUAUUUUAUAGAAAUCAAUAACUUUUUUUUUUUUUAAUUGUGUUUAACUGUUUAAAUAACAUACCAAAACUACCAAAAUAUUGUAUACAUAUAUACGGACAGCGUUGCGACUUGCGAUAAUAUAAUACACGCAUGAAUACAUGAUCAUAAUUCAUAUUAUUAUGUUAUUCAAGUACAAAUAGUAUAAUCAAUAAAUGUUUCCGAUUGACGCAAUGAUGCAAUACUAUAAAAUAUACAUUUGAACAGGAAUCGCAAUAGUAUGUAUCAGCAGAGCUUGCAGCGUUAAGGAAUCUUAAAAACUUUAAUAAUAUCCCAAUUUGUUUUCUAAUCCAUUUUCCCAUUCAAUAGUUUUAAUUUUGUUCUUUUAAUAGUUGUAUGCUUCUUUGUACAAAUAACCAUUGGUGAACUGUUUCUCUAUAAUAUCCCAAGCAUCAAUCGCAGGGGCGAAUCUAAGGAGGGGUUCAGGAGGUCAGCUGACCCACAGUUAAUAUUUGCCGAUCAAAUUGGCCUCUUUUCAGAUCUUAGGUAGUUGCAGGGCACUUGGACCCUCGAAUAAACACACAUACAGUAUAAAUGAAUUUUUUAAUAUUACACAAGUAUAGAUUUCUAAUCUGGUUUUAAUAAGUGGCCCCUUGAAAAGUCCUGACCCACAGUUUCCUAACUCUGGAUCUUCCCCUGAAUUUCAACCGUAUAUAAGGGUGGCAUAUAUAUAUAGGUAUAUCUAUAAUAAUUUAUGUUUAACUACAGAUUUUCUGUUUCAACACAGUCCAACAUAGUUGAGCGUAAUGGAAAUAUAUUACUAGUACCUACUAGUUAAACGAUCUAUAUCAGCACUGAAAUGUAUAAUUAUUAACUAAUAUCAAAUUUGAUAACAAUGGAACACGAUGUAAAAUGGAAAUUGGAAUAAUGAUUUUUAAUUUUUUAGAGAUACAAUUUAUCUACGUUGAUAGUUGAAAAUGUAGAACAUAAAUGCAUACAUAUUUGCAGAUGUAUUAAUCUAUAUAUAAUAUAUUGUGUAGUUGGAUACAAAAGUUGAAAAAAUUAUAUAAUGAAAUUGUUUUGAACUUGGACUUACAUAAAUUUGUAAAUUUCACAAAUAUUUCAUUAAUUUUAGGUUCUGAUUAAAUUUGUAUUUAUAACGGCCUAUUUUAGUAUAGAACCGGCCAUAUUGGUUAUAAAACUGCCGCGAUGCCGCUUAGAGCAAGCUUUUAUUAUUAUUAUUAUUACCUAGAUCAACAUUCGAUUGAUAUUAUGCUUCCCUGGCAGUGGCGUGACGAACUUCAUUAACUUAUGAGGCACAAAUGCACAAUAAUUUAUAAAUACUUAUAUAAAUAAUUACAUAUAUACUUAAAUGGUAACUGAGAAUGAUUGGCUUAGUCUUGGUGUGUACUUAAUAAAUUAUUUACUAUAUGUGAAAUGCCCCUAGUCUCCAGGACACCCACCAAAUAAAGUUCUUCGUCACGCCACUGCUUCCCUGUAUAAUAUAAUAUGUUACAAUACUUUCCCCAAACGACAUAUUGUAUUGUUAAAAUUAUUUCGCAUCGAGAGGACCUUUUACUGCAGAUAAACCUCUCCUCCCCCAAGUUUCGACAUGGCCGUCUAUCGGUUAUACCAACAAUAAACAUUCAAAACGCUGCACAGAGCACGAAUUAUUCGCGAAUAAAUGUAGGUACCUAUACAUAAUAUGUCUUAACGAACGGUGGGAGAUCGUGUUUCGAGGUCAAAGAGCACUGCGCGUGUAUAUAUAUAUAUUUAUAUUUAUGAAUUAUGCUUAUUGCUUAUGUCUUUUUCGCAUUUGUGUAUAUGCGCUUUGCGUGCAUGCUGUAGUUAUAUAUUCAUACCUAUACUCGAAACGUGGGCGAUGGCUACAGAUUUUUUUAUCGUUAUCAUUUCUAAUUGACGGUCGAAAUGCUGUUGGACGAUACCUACCUAUAGCAUAAGAUGAUUAACUUGGUCGGCGGAAGGAAUUUUUAAAAAAUAAACAAACGCUUUUCGUUCAAAACCAAAGUCCGUGGGGCAGGGCAGUAUAUAAGAUGAUAUAAUACCGUAUUUUCCUAAUAUAAUUUUGUUUUAGCUCUGAAAUCUACAUCGAAACCGUCGGAGACGUGUGACAAUUCCCGUUGUAUAUAGGUACCAUAAUAUAAUAUUAUACGUUAUAAACUUAUUAUGACCUACCCCAAUUUUUGAAGUACAUAAUUAUUAUUAUUAUAACUAUUAUCUAACUAUGCAUGAACACAAUAUCGAUGAAUUAGUAUGUAUUAUCUACUCGGACGGCAACUUUCUAAAAGUAUACAAUGUGUAAUAUUGUAUACAUAUACCUAUUAUUAUAUUAUUAUAGGUAUACGUUAUUCCUAUUUUAAAAAGCGUUAUAUGCAUCAUCAUAUUAUAUUCAUAAACGAAACGUUUAAGUUUGCUCAAACAAUCUAUCGAAAGACUAUGUACAUUUAUUAUUAUUACCUAGGUAUACAUUAUUAUGCUCCGACGCGUAUACGUAAAUAUUAUAAUAGCAUAAUAUUUUAAAGAACAUUUACAUUAUUAUAAAGAGCGAUGGCUUACUACGCGUCACGUUUGUCAAUCGACCUUUUUGUGAAUUUUUGUAGAUUUUAUAUUGAUGAUAUCGUUAUUGCCAGAAUUUUCGAUUUCCUGGACUGUUUGAUACUUUGAUUUCGUUUCGUCGUGUCGAUUAUUGAAUAUUUUACUCACUCGGAUAAGUCUUAUAGAUUAAAGAUAUUUCGUGCGGCCGGCCGCCAAAACGUAGAAGAUAACCGUUUCGCCUGGUCACGUCUAAGAAAAGAAUAACAAACAUUUAAAAAAAAAUUUAAAUAAAUAAAUAGAAAUAACAAUCGUGGACAAAGUAGACAUUAUGAUGGACUUUAGCGUUAGUCUUCCGGUAUACCACGUGAUCCUAGUGGCAGAAACAAAUUGAGUUUCACGCCUGCGUAUUUCUAAUAGGUAUAUAGAUAAAUGGAUCCCCUGCUCAAUGUGCACAGAUUUCUGUAGAAUCGAUUGAAUAAUAUUGUAUAUUAGUCUUCGAAACUGUUUUCUUACAAUAUUAAAUAAUUUUAAAAAAACAUAGGUACACUUUUUUAUGUACACCCGAUGUCUUACUACAUAAUUUUAUCUAUAUGUGCGUCCUUUGUGUAAUAUUAUUCCAAUUUAUUAAAUAUAACCAAUUUAUUAGACUAUUUUUUAGAUUAAUUUUGUUGACCUAGUCCGAAAGUUUUCUAGCACAAAUUGUACUCAAAGAAUAGUAAUUCAUUCAAAUAUUUUUUUACAUUUCACCAAAAGUAAAAUAAUACUAAUUUUUAUAAAUAUUAUUGUUAAUUAUUUGUUAUAAUAUUUACUUGCAAAUAAACGAAUACCAAUUCAAUAAAAAGGAAUUUUGGUUAAGCAGUGUAGAAUAAUUGUUAAAAAUGAUCGUUCAAUGUUCUCGAUUCAAACCGGAACCGCGUAAGAAAUUCAAUUUAGUCAAUUGAUACAGCUAAAAUAAAUUGAACUUAUAAAUUAUGAUGCCUAUAUUAUAAAUUUGCGUGCAAGUUCGGGAUGGUAUUAAAAUAAUAUAUUAUAUUAUAAAGUUACUCAAUCGAUGUUGUAGUAUUUUAUGUGUGAAAUAUAAUACUUAAUAUUAAUGGUGAAUAUGGAAUAAUGUAUACAUGUUGUAUUUCCUGUAUAAUAUAAUGUAAUACUAUUAUAAUUACAGUCGUUUAAGAAUUUGAAUUAUAUUAUUUUAUUUUAACAUUUUCAAUGAAUUCAAAAAAUCCCAUUAUCUUCUACGGAGUACAAAAUAUUAACUAGGCAUUUAACUUGCUAAUUCCUUUUUUGGAUACAAUUAAUGUCUUUUAAAUGAUUUUCGAAAGAUAUUAGGUAUACUAAAUAGCUUAAUUAUUGUUAUUAUUAUAAAAAGUACUUUAACUUCAUAAUUGUAUACUUCUGAAGUUAUAACAUAAGUUACUAGUUUGUAAGGUUUGCUUAAGUGUUGUAGUAAAAUUUAAAAUUAUAUUUAAUUAUAUAAUAAUAUGUUGUAUCAAUGUAAAUAUAUUUUAAUAAACUGAACAUUAUUAUAUUAUA